This is a messenger RNA of Glycine soja, 1140 nucleotides long. RefSeq names its product BTB/POZ domain-containing protein At4g08455. Gene Ontology annotation, molecular function: ubiquitin protein ligase binding. Lineage: Eukaryota; Viridiplantae; Streptophyta; Magnoliopsida; Fabales; Fabaceae. Bases 61 to 843 code for a protein of 260 amino acids. Gene Ontology annotation, cellular component: cytoplasm. The record is from RefSeq and is a predicted model, not a curated record. The transcript has 2 exons. Gene Ontology annotation, biological process: regulation of proteolysis; proteasome-mediated ubiquitin-dependent protein catabolic process.
UUUUCUUCUUUUUUUAUUUUUUUUGUUGUUGUUAGGAGCGUGCGUGAGAGACAGCACAUCAUGGUACGGAAUCGGAGAAGGAUGCCUCCGCGGCGGUGCACGGCGUCUAUGGGCAGCAGCAACGGGAGCGAGAGCGAUGCGUCAGACUUGGUGAUGCGGUGCCUCUCGUGCGAGGAGGAAUACGACAUGGACGACUCGGGAACCUGCAGGGAGUGCUACCAGGAGGCCAACGAGGCUGAGGAGGAGCUCCGCCGCGAGAUCGAAGAGCUCAAAUCCAAAGUCUCCUUCCUCACUCUCCCCUAUCCCAAUCUAAACGCUUCCACCGCCGAUAUCAUCCUCGUUCCCGUCGACGACUCCGACGCCGUUCCCAUUCCCGCUCACAAGCACCUUCUGGUUAGUCGCUCUCCUGUUUUCAAAGCAAUGCUUGAGAACGAUAUGGCAGAAAGGCGGAGUGGCACCAUCAAGAUUUCUGACAUAUCAUAUGAUACCCUUAGUGCUUUUGUUAAUUAUUUAUACACUGCUGAAGCGUCCCUUGAUAACGAAUUGGCCUGUAACCUGUUGGUUUUAGGAGAAAAGUAUCAGGUGAAGCAUCUCAAGACAUAUUGUGAAAAGUAUUUGAUCGCCAAAAUGAAUUGGAAUAAAGCUAUUUCUAACUAUGCCUUUGCAUAUCAAUACAAUUGCAAACAAUUACGAAGUGCGUCCUUGGCAGUGAUCUUGGACAACAUGGACCUGCUCACUCAAAAUGAAUGUUAUGCGGAGCUGGUGGACACUAAUCCUCGUCUUGUUGUGGAAAUAUAUGAAACAUAUAUCGGCAAGCAAUUAAAUACUGCAGGCGCAUUUUAGGUUAUUGGAACAGAGCUAAGGAAGCUAGUGAAAUCAUCUUUAAGCUGAGGUGUGAUACUUCAGUUGGAAUUAUAUUCUUGAUUAGUAAUUAGUCUGUGGUAGUAUUUAAUUGUACAUUAUCAUACACUACUACAAUUAAACAUGCAAUUGGACCUAAUACCUCUUUCAUUAUAGUAUUGUUCUUUCUAGAUUACCUUUUGGUUCUUGGUAGAUUGGGUACCAGGUAUUAUUAAUUUUUAUUAGUGCAGUGAUUAUCGAUGGAGAUUCCUUCUAAAUGUUACUAUUGUUGAAAUGCCA